AUGAUCACCACCAUUAACAGGAGUAGUAGUGAGCGAUUUAGCAUUUUAGAGUUUAUAGCAUGUGUAAUACGAGGUCGAUGGUUCAUGGUUUCUGCCUCCUUCUUUAUCAUGGCAGGAGUUGGUGGUACCUAUGUUUUUGGAACUUACUCCAAAGCAAUAAAAUCUUCACAAGGUUAUGAUCAAAGCACACUCAACCUUUUGGGGUUUUACAAGGAUCUUGGUUCAAAUAUAGGUCUUCCUGCUGGUCUUAUUGCUGAGGUAACCCCUCCAUGGUUCGUGCUCCUUCUUGGCUCAGCCAUGAACUUUGUUGGCUAUUUCAUGAUCUGGCUGGUUGUCACACAUAGAAUAUCCAAGGCCAAAGUUUGGCAAAUGUGCCUUUACAUUUUCAUAGGUGCUAGUUCUCAGACCUAUGCCAACACAGGAGUACUAGUCACGUGUGUCAAGAAUUUCCCUGAAAGCCGAGGCAUAAUAUUGGGUCUCUUAAAGGGUUACAUUGGACUCAGUGGAGCUAUCUUGACACAUUUUUAUUUGGCCAUUUAUGGGAAUGAUUCUGAAUCUCUGAUCCUUCUUGUUGCAUGGUUUCCAGCUGCUAUAUCAGUGGUGUUUGCAUUUGCAAUUCGGGUCAUGAAGAAUGAUAGCCAACCAAACGAGCUCAAAAUUUUCUACCAAAUUUUCUAUGCAUCACUUGCACUUGCAUUGUUUCUCAUGGCAAUAAUCAUUGCUCAGCAACAGAUUGAUUUCUCAAAAGCAGCCUUUGGUGGAAGUGUGACUGUGGUAUGUAUUCUUCUCUUCAUCCCUAUGUUAAUUGCUAUUAGGAAUGAGUUCUCACUAUGGAAUAUCAGGAAAAAACAUGGGAAUACUACAAGUGAGGUUAUCAUAGAGAAACCACAAACAUUUGAAUCCAAACAAACACCACCCCAUUUAAAUUUUUCAGGGGAGGAAAAAGUAGAGGGUCCAACAAAAAUAUCUUGUUUUGCCAGCAUAUUAAAUAAACCUGAAAGGGGAGAGGAUUACUCUAUUUUGCAAGCACUAUUAAGCACUGACAUGUUUCUAUUGUCAAUUUCAUCGUUUACUGGCUUUGGAGCAAGCUUAACAGCAAUAGACAAUUUGGGACAAAUUGGUGAGUCUUUAGGAUACCCUGCCAAUACUGUAAGAUCAUUUGUGUCACUUAUAAGCAUUUGGAAUUACUUUGGGAGGGUCUUUGCUGGUUUUGUAUCUGAAAUUAUGCUUCAAAAAUACAAAUUUCCUCGCACUAUGAUGUUAACCUUGUCGCUUUUCUUAUCAUGCACUGGCCACCUUCUUAUUGCUUUCCCAGUACCCGGUUCAAUCUAUGUAGCAUCAGUUAUAAUCGGAUUUUCCUAUGGUGCACUAUUGCUAUUGUUCACAGCAAUUAUUUCUGAACUCUUUGGUCUCAAAUACUUUGCCACACUGUCCAAUUCUGUUGGUCUGGUUACUCCCCUUGGAUCAUAUAUAUUUAAUGUGAAGGUGACUGGGUUCCUUUAUGAUAGAGAGGCAAAAAAGCAACUCAAAAAACAUGACAGAGAGUUUGUAAAGGGCAUGGAAUUGACUUGUAUUGGAACUGAAUGCUACAAGCUUCCUUUCAUAAUAAUGGCAUCUGUCACUUUAUUUGGAGCACUGGUUUCAUUGAUUUUGGUGAUGAGAACCCGAAAGUUCUACAAAUGUGACAUUUACAAUAAGAAGUUCAUAGAGGAUGCACAUGCAGUUGAAACGGAGUUGAGUACAUCCUCGGUUCAUGAACAUUGA
Gastrolobium bilobum is the source of this 1764-nucleotide messenger RNA. Its product is annotated as protein NUCLEAR FUSION DEFECTIVE 4-like. The transcript has a single exon. Gene Ontology annotation, molecular function: transmembrane transporter activity. The record is from RefSeq and is a predicted model, not a curated record. Gene Ontology annotation, biological process: transmembrane transport. NCBI's taxonomy places the organism in Eukaryota, Viridiplantae, Streptophyta, Magnoliopsida, Fabales, Fabaceae. Bases 1 to 1764 code for a protein of 587 amino acids. Gene Ontology annotation, cellular component: membrane.